CGUUUACAGCAAGUUGACAAAACACAAAAGGUCAAACAACAAUCAACAAAAACUCUCCCUUUCCCUCAAAAAGAAAAAGCUCUCACAUGGCUCCUUCUUCAUCGGCGAAACCCCUAAAGGGGCCGCAAGUGUUCAUCAGUUUCCGGGGAGACGAUGUGCGCAAACACUUCAUAAGCUUUCUGGACCCUGCUUUGAGAAGAGCGAAUAUAAAUGUCUUCAUAGACGAGAAUGAGUUCUUGGGUGCAGACCUAGCGAACCUGUUUACAAGGAUAGAAGAGUCCGAGAUCGCACUAGUAAUCUUCUCAAAGAACUACGCCGAUUCGGAUUGGUGUUUGGAUGAGCUGGCCAAGAUGAAGGAACGUAAGGAUCAAGGUCGUCUCAGAGUGAUUCCCAUCUUCUAUAAUCUAUCUCCUUCCGUCGUGAAAGAACUUCGACAAGAUUUUGGCGAUAAGUUCAGGGAUAUGCAGCGCAGACAUAAACACCAGCCAGAAAGAACUAAGAAAUGGGAGGAAGCUUUAGUGUCUGUUCCUGACAUAAAAGGCAUGCCCCUGUCAGAACAAAGUGACAGAACUGAUAACGAAUUCAUAAACUCAUUAGUCGUUGAGAUUCAGAGGUUGCUGGAUUAUAUGGCUGUGAAAGGAACCCCGACAAGAGAAGAGAAUCAUCAUGGAGGUUCCAUGGUCCCUGCAAGGAAACUAGAAAAAGAAGCGAAAAAACAAGGAGUUUCUCUGGUUCCUGCAAAAAACUUAGAUAGAGAAGUAACUCUUCAAGGAGGUUAUAUGGUCCCUUCCAUAAUUCCUGCAAGACAGCUACAGAUCACUCAUUAUGACAAUAGUCAAAAAUGGGCUUGGAUUUUUAUCAACGAAGCGCCAAACUAUGAGGAACUUGAAGUUGCCAAGAUGAUUAAAAUUCAUUGGCUAAAAAUAGUAGGAACGUAUGAGGACACCAGCGAUCUAACACCAGGAGCAAAGUAUGAGGCGGUUUUUCUAGUGAAAUUAGAAGAUAACGCAAUUGGAUGGGAGCAACCAGUGACCUUGAAGCUAAAGGUGGAACAACACGAUGGGAGCGACGACAAUCGGGUGGAUCGUAAUGAGAGCCUCAAGGACUACAUAGGCCACAACUGGGUGGAUAUUCUAGCCGGAGUUUUUGUGGCGCCGCCGAGAAACAAGCCGGCAAAGAUCACUUUCACCAUGUUUCAGCACGUGACUGAUGAUAAGAAAAAGGGUCUCGUCGUCAAAGGCGUUGCAAUUCGUCCCACGAACUAAUUAAUGCGCACAAACUACAAAGCGAAGAAGAUGGGAUAUCUUUCUACUUGUCUAUUUUUUUUUAAAAUAUUAUUCCACUAAAAUAAAACAGCAUUUUUUUCAAGAUAUUCUUUCAAAUAAUAUAACAAAUUAAAAACCAUAAGAAAAGUGUAUAAUAAAAUAAAUCAAA
Molecule: messenger RNA, 1434 nt
Organism: Brassica oleracea var. oleracea
Lineage: Eukaryota; Viridiplantae; Streptophyta; Magnoliopsida; Brassicales; Brassicaceae
Product: protein PHLOEM PROTEIN 2-LIKE A6-like
Exons: 3
Coding region: 87-1265 (392 amino acids)
Biological process (GO): signal transduction
Source: RefSeq, a predicted model, not a curated record